Molecule: messenger RNA, 1932 nt
Organism: Lycium ferocissimum
Lineage: Eukaryota; Viridiplantae; Streptophyta; Magnoliopsida; Solanales; Solanaceae
Product: endoglucanase 17-like
Exons: 8
Coding region: 73-1596 (507 amino acids)
Biological process (GO): carbohydrate metabolic process
Molecular function (GO): hydrolase activity, hydrolyzing O-glycosyl compounds
Source: RefSeq, a predicted model, not a curated record
GCUGUAUGUGCAGCCUUGCCUGUUGGUUAGUUGGGCAGAGUGUAGUGCAUACUCUCAGUGAGCAUAGUCCAAAUGGCUUUCUUUUAUCUUUCUUCUACCAAACUAGCUCUAGCUGCUUUACUUGUUCUCCUAUGUUUCACUACCUCUCUGCUUCUUUGCAGUGCCCAGCAUGGCCGUCAUCGUCACUUUUCCUCUCACAAUUACAGAGAUGCUCUCACCAAAUCCAUUCUUUUCUUUGAGGGUCAGAGGUCAGGCAAGCUUCCUCCUAACCAGAGACUGACUUGGCGUAGAGACUCUGCUCUUUCAGAUGGCUCUGCCUUGCAUGUUGAUUUGGUUGGGGGCUAUUAUGACGCAGGGGACAAUGUGAAGUUUGGGUUCCCAAUGGCAUUCACCACCACCAUGCUAUCCUGGAGUGUGAUUGAGUUUGGUGGACUGAUGAAAGGAGAGCUGCAGAAUGCAAGACAAGCCAUUCGCUGGGCUACAGACUAUCUACUCAAGACCACUGCCUAUCCAGACACCAUAUAUGUUCAGGUGGGCGAAGCAGGAAGUGACCACGCUUGCUGGGAAAGACCUGAGGAUAUGGACACCCCAAGAAGUGUGUUCAAGAUUGACAAAAAUACUCCAGGGACUGAAGUUGCUGCAGAGACUGCUGCAGCUCUUGCUGCUGCUUCUUUAGUCUUCAGAAAAAGCAAUCCCACUUACUCCAAACUCCUUGCGAGGAGGGCCAUCAGGGUGUUCGAAUUUGCAGAUAAGUACAGAGGUUCCUAUAGCGAUGGAUUGAAGAACAUUGUGUGCCCCUUUUAUUGCUCCUAUUCUGGAUACCAGGAUGAGCUGUUAUGGGGUGCUGCUUGGUUGCAUCGAGCGACGAAGAACCCUUUUUACCUAAAUUAUAUCCAAAGAAACGGGCAAAUUCUUGGGGCCGACCAGGGUGAUAAAACAUUUUGUUGGGACAACAAGCAUGUUGGAGCAAGGAUUCUUCUUUCCAAGGCAUUUCUUGUUCAAAAGAUCCAAUCUCUCCAUGAUUACAAAAGUCACUCAGACGACUACAUUUGCUCCGUCAUCCCGGGUACACCUAUGUCUCAAGCACAAUAUACUCCAGGAGGGCUACUGUUCACGAUGAGUGACAGCAAUAUGCAGUAUGUGACGUCCACCUCUUUCCUACUGGUAACCUAUGCCAAGUACUUGACAUCCGCUCACAUGGUUGUCAAUUGUGGUGGCGUCCUUGUCACGCCAAAAAUGCUACGAAAUCUUGCCAAAAAGCAGGUCGACUAUUUGUUAGGAGAUAAUCCAUUAAAAAUGUCGUAUAUGGUGGGGUAUGGGGCUAGGUAUCCAGAGAGGAUCCACCAUCGGGGAUCGUCUUUGCCAUCGAUGCUGGUGCACCCUACAAAGAUACAAUGCUCGUCUGGGUUCAGCAUGUACAAUUCCCAGAAUCCAAACCCAAAUAUUCUGAUGGGAGCGGUGGUUGGUGGACCAGAUCAGCAUGACAACUUUCCAGACCAGCGGUCAGAUUAUGAGCAAUCGGAGCCAGCCACUUACAUUAACGCCCCACUGGUUGGAUCGCUGGCUUACCUUGCACACUCAUUCGGCCAACUCUAAUCACAAGUGUAUUGCACUUAUUUAGCCACUGGCCGGGCUACUACCUGGCUAAAGGGAUCACGUAAAAGAAGAGUAGACAGGAGCCAUUUUGGCUUUCUGUAUACUUACUAGUAAGACAGCAGCUAUUAAUAUGUGCGGGUUAUUGGCAGAGAGAGACCUAAAACAGGCUCUAUCCCUCAAAGAACCCCAUCUCAUGUUAUUGUACACUUGCUAAUUAAGGUUUAAAUCUUAAAACAUCGCCUAAUGCUGGCUGUAUGUCCUUUUUAUUUUGUGUUUAAUUUUUGUUGAUCCAGCGUUCCAGUUGUAAGAUUUUGAAUAUUGAUUUCGUGUCUGAAA